AUGUGCCUUUUGUUUGCCCUUCAGACGGGGAGCUUCUUGGUGCGCGAUAGCGUGACCCAGCCGGGUUGUUGGGCCCUCUCGGUGCGGGUGCCGACCCAUGUCAAUUGUGCCGGCAUCACCCACUACCUCAUCCAACACUCUAAGCAUGGCGUCAAGCUCAAGGCUUUUGUAUGCACCAUUUUUUACUCCCAAUUUCAGGGUCUGGAUAAGGAAUGGCCCUCCCUAGAGGCAUUGAUAACCCAUUUGACAGUGAUGCCCGAGAUGCUGCCCUGUCCACUGCGUUUGCCACCUACAGCUCAUUCAGGAGGUGUCGGAAGUAAUCACCACCACCAGGCCUCGAAUCCCACCUUCACAGAGGAGGAGGACGAUGAGAGAGAUGGAGUAACAAGAACGGAGGGGAUAGGGGAAAAAGUUGAUGAGGAGUAUCAACGACUCUCAGACUUCUCUUCUAUGCUGGCUGACAUGAAACCUGCUUCAGUCGUGCCACACCUCUUCCGGUAA
Messenger RNA from Hydatigera taeniaeformis, 501 nucleotides. Lineage: Eukaryota; Metazoa; Platyhelminthes; Cestoda; Cyclophyllidea; Taeniidae. The record is from the annotation of a GenBank genome assembly.